This is a messenger RNA of Salvia splendens (bonfire salvia), 2196 nucleotides long. RefSeq lists its product as uncharacterized. Lineage: Eukaryota; Viridiplantae; Streptophyta; Magnoliopsida; Lamiales; Lamiaceae. The transcript has 4 exons. The coding region runs from base 953 to 1894 and encodes 313 amino acids. Gene Ontology annotation, cellular component: mitochondrion. The record is from RefSeq and is a predicted model, not a curated record.
UCCAGUCCGCCUAUCCAUAACUAAAAUCCACAGAUGAAAAUUAAAACUCAGGAGUCUAGAUUCGAUCCACACUACUCAAAUUAAUUAGGUGGCUCUCACCCAACUCGGAUUUCCCUCUUCCCCCGUCUCUAUCAGAUUUGCGAUGAAGCGGCAGGCAUAUUGAAAUCCAGGGGUUCGACCGAAUUCCACCGUUUUCUCUCUGUGUCGCCGUCUGUUUGUUAAAAUGUCUCUCUGACUUCACGUGCUUUUAUUUUGGUGUAUCUUUUUCCGGCUUGGUUGGGUAUCGAGUUUUGCUGUCGGAUUGAUUACUGCUUAUUCAUUCACAAGUUACAACUAUGACUUUUCAUUUUCUUAACCGGUGAGAUAAAUCUAAGGUAAGUUUUUGUUUCAUGAAUGGAGAACGCUUCUUAUUAAGAUUUUCCGCCCCUCACUUGUAGCUUGAAGUGAUCAUACGGUUAAUUGAUCUUACGUUUUAUGAAUUGUCAUCUUUUCAGGAAAAUCUGAAUGUAAUUACUGAGUUUUAUUUUCAACACCACUUUUUUGUUAAUUUUUCUGGAGCAACAGUAGAAGCUUUAGCCUUAACGAACAUUGAUUUGUUCACAUCCUUUGCAUUAAUCAAUGGUAGGGAUGAGAAGUAGCUUCAUGACUAGAGUGUAACUUCUCAAUCGUAAGGGUAAAGCACCAAUAUAAGGAUUUUUUUACCUUAGCACCAUUGAUUGUUAUGCUUUUCUACUAAGUUGUUGUUUUGUUUGAAUGGGGACUCAAUCAUGGAAACAUAUUUCUUUGAAUUGUCUCAAUUAUUCUCAUGCACAUUUAUGUCAUACACUUUGCUUUUAGCUAAUUGGAUGCUCUUAACUUCUCCAAACAAAUACUAAGUAUCUUUUAUACAGCUUUAUUUGUUAAAGCUAAUGGAGUUUUUAACAUAAUUACAAUAUUACUUGAUCAGAAAAGCAUGGAUCGUUGGAGUGGCAUCUUGAAAAUCCGGUUGCAUCCGGAUAGCACUAUUUUCUACCGAAUUGCAGCAUCCCUUGCCCUUUCCCCUUCUUCGAAAAAGCUUGCAGUACCUUCUGGAAAUGCAAUAUUCUUUAGUGGAGAUCGGGUGGAAGGAACGGAAAAUCCAGUGAUCGAGAGAUUAUCUGAUCCUCAGAAGAUUGCUGAAAUUUUAGUUUCAAAAUUUGGUGGAUCCAUUAAUGCCUUCGUUGUGGAGGCUGCCAUUUUUAAUGGACCUUUUGCUGUUUAUAAGGAUUUCAUCCCCUCUGUAAAUGAGUACGGAGAGCCAAAAUCGUAUGAUGCAACUGGAUUCCCAGCUUCUACAUCACUGGUCUUGCUCUUGUCUACGUUUCUUGCAGAGGCAAAAAAUGUCGUUUCGGGAAAACAAAAAGAGCCAUACCUAACUGAAGCUUCUUCGUCAUCCCCAUGCAAACCACAUACAGCGCUUCUUGGGUUCAGCAAGGGCGGUACAGUGCUUAAUCAGCUCAUAACUGAGUUUGCCUUCUUCUCAGAAUCUCAAUCUGCUGUCAAAGAAGACAACUGGAUUGUACCCACAUCAAAGGAGCGCCUCUUCAACAGCAUAUCCGAAAUUCAUUAUGUGGAUGUCGGCUUGAACUCUGAAGGAGCGUAUCUCACCAAUAAAGAUGUGAUUGACAGGAUAUCGGAAGGUCUCGCUCAGAAGCAGCUGGGCAUCAGGUUUCUGUUCCAUGGAACUCCAAGACAGUGGUGUGAUGAAAGGCGGAUUUGGAUCCGUAAAGAGAAGGACGCCCUUGUUCGACUUGUGAAGCUUGCUGCGAGACGAAAUGCUGGUAAAUUGCAUCUUCGUGAGAGACUAUACUUUCCAAGUAAACUCCCUGAUAUGCAGAUGCAUUUUGAAAUUAUUGAUGCCUUGGAUGUUAGUUAAGCUCAAGAGAGUAGUUGGAAGUUUUUAAAGGAUUUGAUACCUUUGUUUAUCGUUAUUCAUCUGAUGAUAGAUUCUAUGUGCAUGUCCUGGGAAAAACCUGAGCAUGAUGAUAUGCAUUGUAUAUGCAGAAAUAAGCAUGCCAUCUCGGAUUAGAAUCCAGUCAUUUUUGGCUGUUUAUGCGUAAGAGUACUUAUUUAGGGAAUGAUUGAAUCGAGAUAGAAAUCCGCAUCACUGAUUGAAAAAUUUGUAAAUGGAGAAUACGGAAAGGAUGAAAUGAAGGUGAGAUGUGUUAUGUUUGUGCA